Varanus komodoensis (Komodo dragon) is the source of this 8691-nucleotide messenger RNA. It is a transcript of the gene EML6, whose product is annotated as EMAP like 6. NCBI's taxonomy places the organism in Eukaryota, Metazoa, Chordata, Lepidosauria, Squamata, Varanidae. The transcript has 41 exons. Bases 644 to 6520 code for a protein of 1958 amino acids. The record is from RefSeq and is a predicted model, not a curated record. Gene Ontology annotation, molecular function: microtubule binding.
UUAGCACUGUUGCAAAUGCAUUAUGAGGAAAAUUCAUAGAAGAGUGCUUUGCUACCCAGUCACAACAUGAAUGCAAGCUUAUUGCUAGUAUAGAAAAGGAACAAGAUAAUUAUGCACAUCCGUUGCACUUUUUGCACCUUUUAAAAACUAUGAGCACAUUUGAAAUGCAGUGACUUUUGCUUUGCAAGGAGCUUAGAAGAUGUGAUGAGGAGGUGCACAGUCCCAGCGUUCUUCACCCAAUGAUUGUAACACAGUCGUUUUCUCCUUUUGGAUGGAAUUGACAUGUAUAGUUUUAUACAGGACUGAUUAGUCUUUAUAUAGGUGCCCCCUCCCCCCCAAGUUAUCUGGGUUGCAAAACAGUGGGAAAGCAGCAGCUGCUCAUCUUUGGCAGUAGAAGAUUAUGGUGGCGGCUCAGCACUAGCAAAAGCAGCAGUGGCGGCUGAAGCAGCAGCAGAGCAGGACUCAGCUUGAAUGCAUUUUUUACUGAAAAUCAUCAGCGUUGGAAAGUGCAGCCGGAAGACUUGGCAGCCAAGCAGGAAUUGACAGCAUUUGGAACGAAGAAAACAGGGAAAGACGAGCAACGUGAGGGUGGGGGUAGCACCAGAUUUUUUUGUAUGCUUCUGGGGAGGAGGGGUUGAUUAUCAUGGCGGAUCGGACAGCUCCUAGAUGCCGGCUUCGUCUGGAGUGGGUGUAUGGAUAUAGGGGUCACCAGUGCCGCAACAACCUGUACUACACAGCUGGCAAGGAAGUGGUUUACUUCGUGGCUGGAGUCGGGGUGGUGUAUAACACCAGAGAGCAUAGCCAGAAAUUUUUCCUGGGGCACAAUGAUGACAUUAUCAGCCUAGCCCUGCACCCGGAUAAAACCCUAGUUGCUACAGGGCAGGUUGGAAAGGACCCUUACAUUUGCAUCUGGGAUACCUACAAUGUACAGACUGUUUCUAUUUUGAAGGAUGCACAUACCCAUGGAGUUGCAUGUUUGGCUUUCGAUUCGGAUGGCCAGCGUUUAGCUUCAGUGGGACUAGAUGCCAAAAAUACAGUCUGCAUUUGGGACUGGAGGAAAGGAAAGCUACUGGCAUCAGCUACUGGCCACUCAGAUAGGAUUUUUGAUAUUUCCUGGGAUCCAUAUCAACCCAACAGAGUGGCUAGCUGUGGUGUGAAACAUAUCAAGUUUUGGACGCUGUGCGGAAAUGCCUUGACAGCCAAAAGAGGAAUAUUUGGCAAAACAGGAGACCUUCAAACCAUCCUUUGUCUGUCUUGUGCAAAAGAUGAUGUUACAUACUCUGGUGCUUUAAAUGGAGACAUCUAUGUCUGGAAAGGGCUUAUUUUAGUCCGCACAAUUCAAGGAGCUCAUGGUGCUGGAAUCUUUAGCAUGUAUUCAUGUGAAGAAGGUUUUGCCACUGGUGGUAGAGAUGGUUGCAUUCGUCUGUGGGACACUGAUUUCAAACCAAUAACUAAAAUUGAUCUCAGGGAUACUGAGCAAGGAUACAAAGGUUUGUCCAUCCGAAGCGUAUGUUGGAAAGCAGAUCGGCUUUUAGCAGGGACACAGGACAGUGAAAUAUUUGAGGUGAUCGUGAGAGAAAGAGAUAAGCCAAUGCUAAUAAUGCAAGGUCACUGUGAAGGAGAGCUCUGGGCUCUGGCGGUGCAUCCCAAGAAACCAUUAGUUGUUACUGGCAGUGAUGAUCGAUCUGUACGCUUAUGGAGCCUUGCUGACCAUGCCUUGAUUGCCCGUUGCAAUAUGGAGGAAGCUGUGCGGAGUGUCUCUUUCAGUCCUGAUGGAGCUCAGCUAGCAUUGGGAAUGAAAGAUGGCUCUUUCAUUGUUUUGAGAGUGAGAGAUAUGACAGAAGUAGUUCAUAUCAAAGACCGGAAGGAAGUAAUUCAUGAAAUGAAAUUUUCACCAGAUGGUUGCUACCUUGCUGUGGGGUCUAACGAUGGCCCAGUGGAUAUCUAUGCAGUUGCCCAGCGGUACAAGAAAACUGGAGAAUGCAGCAAGUCUUCUAGUUUUAUCACUCAUAUUGAUUGGUCCCUGGAUAGUAAAUUCUUACAAACUAAUGAUGGUGCAGGAGAACGCUUCUUCUACAGGAUGCCAUCGGGAAAGCAUUUAACAAGCAAAGAUGAGGUCAAAGGGCUUCUUUGGGCUUCAUGGACAUGUGUGAUGGGACCAGAUGUGAAUGGAAUUUGGCCAAAGUAUAGUAACACUAUUGACAUCAACUCAGUAGAUGGAAAUUAUAAUAAUGCUGUUCUGGUGACCGGAGAUGAUUUUGGAUUAGUUAAAUUGUUCAGAUUUCCUUGUCUUAAAAAAGGAGCUAAAUUCAGAAAAUAUGUUGGCCACUCUGCACAUGUUACUAAUGUUCGUUGGUCACAUGACUUUCAGUGGGUAAUAAGUACUGGAGGUGCAGAUCAUUCUGUGUUUCAAUGGCGGUUUAUUCCAGAAGGUGUGACAAAUGGGAUCCUUGAAACAAUACCUCAAGAAAGUGGCAUAGAUUCACACAGUGAAGAAUCCGAUUCAGAUUUAUCUGAUGUGCCAGAAUUAGACUCAGAUAUUGAGCAAGAAGCUCAAAUCAACUACAUUCGACAGGUUUACAAAGAAGAUCUACCUCAGCUGAAACAGCAAAGUAAAGAGAAAAACCAUUCAGUGCCAUUCCUUAAAAGAGAGAGAGCCCCUGAGGACAGUUUAAAGCUGCAAUUUAUACAUGGUUACAGAGGCUAUGACUGUCGGAACAACUUGUUCUACACACAGACAGGGGAGGUUGUUUACCAUAUUGCUGCUGUUGCUGUUGUGUACAGUAGACAACAACACACUCAAAGACUGUAUCUUGGUCAUGAUGAUGAUAUCCUCAGCCUGGCUAUCCAUCCUGUAAAAGAUUUUGUUGCUACCGGACAGGUUGGGAGAGAUGCUGCUAUUCACGUUUGGGAUACACAAACGCUCAAAUGUUUAUCACUGCUGAAAGGCCAACACCAAAGAGGAGUGUGUGCCCUUGAUUUUUCAGCUGAUGGGAAGUGUUUGGCAUCAGUUGGGUUAGAUGAUAAUCAUACCAUUGUACUUUGGGAUUGGAAGAAAGGAGAAAAGAUGGCAGCAGCCAGGGGUCACAAAGACAAGAUAUUUGUAGUGAAAUGCAAUCCUCAUCAUCCUGAUAAACUGGUGACUGUUGGAUUGAAGCACCUCAAGUUUUGGCAGCAAGCAGGUGGUGGCUUUACUUCCAAACGUGGCAUCUAUGGAAAUAUUGGGAAACAGGAGACCAUGAUGAGUGUUUCCUAUGGACGAAUAGAAGACCUGGUUUUCUCUGGAUCUGCAACAGGAGAUAUUUAUAUAUGGAAAGAUAUAUUGCUGCUCAAGACAGUAAAAGCUCAUGAUGGACCUGUAUUUGCUAUGCAUGCCUUAGAUAAGGGCUUUGUGACUGGUGGGAAAGAUGGUAUAGUGGCACUUUGGGAUGAUACUUUUGAGAGGUGCUUGAAGACGUAUGCCAUUAAAAGAGCAGCAUUAUCACCUGGCUCUAAAGGGUUGCUGUUGGAAGACAAUCCAUCCAUCCGUGCCAUCACGUUAGGACAUGGACAUAUACUAGUGGGAACAAAAAAUGGAGAGAUUCUUGAAAUUGAUAAAAGUGGACCCAUGACACUACUUGUGCAGGGACACAUGGAAGGUGAAGUUUGGGGUCUAGCAGCUCACCCUCUGUUGCCCAUCUGUGCAACAGUAAGUGAUGAUAAAACUCUGAGGAUCUGGGAACUGUCCUCUCAGCACCGCAUGUUGGCUGUAAGAAAACUUAAGAAAGGUGGACGAUGCUGUGCCUUCUCCCCUGAUGGGAAAGCCUUGGCUGUAGGAUUGAAUGAUGGGAGUUUCUUGGUAGUGAAUGCUGAUACUGUGGAAGAUAUGCUUUCCUUCCACCACAGAAAGGAAACGAUCUCUGACAUCAAAUUUUCUCGAGAUUCAGGCAAAUAUCUGGGAGUGGCUUCCCAUGAUAAUUUUGUAGAUAUCUACAACAUGCUUACCAGCAAAAGAGUUGGCAUCUGCAAAGGGGCAUCCAGCUAUAUCACACACAUUGACUGGGACUCAAGAGGGAAGCUAUUGCAAGUCAAUUCUGGUGCCAAAGAACAAUUCUUUUUUGAAGCGCCAAGAGGAAAGAGGCAUAUAAUAAGACCCACUGAGAUUGAGAAGAUUGAGUGGGACACCUGGACAUGUGUUCUUGGUCCUACCUGUGAAGGAAUUUGGCCAAUGCACAGUGAUGUGACUGUUAUCAAUGCAGCUUCACUCACCAAAGAUAGCACUCUUUUAGCUACAGGGGAUGACUUUGGGUUUGUAAAGCUCUUCAGAUAUCCUGUAAAGGGUCAGCAUGCCAAGUUCAAGAAGUAUGUGGGUCAUAGUGCUCAUGUUACCAAUGUCCGGUGGUUAUAUAAUGACUCUGUGCUGCUGACAGUGGGUGGAGCUGACACCGCUCUCAUGAUCUGGACUAGAGAAUUUGUGGGAACCCAAGAAAGCAAGCUAGUUGACAGCGAGGAAUCAGAUACCGACGCAGAAGAAGAUGGAGGUUAUGACAGUGACGUUGCACGAGAAAAAGCUAUUGACUACACCACGAAGAUCUAUGCAGUGAGCAUCCGAGAGAUGGAGGGUACCAAGCCACAUCAGCAGCUAAAGGAGAUUUCAAUGGAAGAAAGGCCACCAGUUAGCAGAGCUGCUCCUCAACCUGAGAAAUUGCAAAAGAAUAACGUCAACAAAAAAAGGAAGCUGGUUGAGGAGCUGGCUUUAGAUCAUGUUUUUGGAUACCGUGGAUUUGAUUGUCGCAACAACCUUCAUUACCUCAAUGAUGGUGCUGAUAUUAUUUUCCAUACUGCUGCAGCAUGCAUAGUUCAAAAUCUUUCUACAGGAAGUCAGACGUUCUACCUGGAACAUACAGAUGACAUCCUCUGCCUAACUGUAAACCAGCACCCAAAGUAUAAAAACAUUGUGGCAACCAGCCAGAUUGGUACAACACCUUCUAUCCACAUAUGGGAUGCUAUGACUAAGCAAACUUUGUCUAUGCUGCGCUGCUUCCAUUCCAAAGGGGUGAACUAUGUCAACUUCAGUGCUACUGGCAAGCUUCUGGUGUCCGUAGGAGUUGAUCCCGAACACACGAUCACAGUGUGGAGGUGGCAGGAAGGUGCUAAAAUUGCAUGCAGAGGAGGCCACCUAGAGAGGAUCUUUGUGGUAGAGUUUCGCCCAGAUUCGGAUACCCAAUUCGUAUCUGUUGGAGUAAAACACAUGAAAUUCUGGACUCUGGCUGGGAGCGCUUUGCUUUAUAAAAAGGGAGUCAUUGGUUCAUUGGAAGAUGCCAAAAUGCAAACCAUGCUUUCUGUGGCCUUUGGAGCUAAUAAUCUUACUUUCACUGGUGCCAUCAAUGGAGACGUUUAUGUCUGGAAGGAUCACUUUCUAAUUAGACUGGUGGCAAAAGCUCACACUGGUCCAGUCUUUACAAUGUACACAACUCUUCGUGACGGACUCAUUGUCACUGGAGGGAAGGAGAGACCCACAAAAGAAGGUGGUGCUGUGAAACUGUGGGAUCAGGAGAUGAAGCGCUGCCGAGCAUUUCAGCUUGAGACAGGGCAGAUUGUGGAGUGUGUGCGUUCAGUGUGCCGGGGGAAAGGAAAAAUAUUAGUGGGGACCAAAGAUGGGGAAAUCCUCGAAGUUGGAGAAAAAAAUGGUGCUUCCAACCUGCUGAUCGACAGCCACAUGGAAGGAGAGAUUUGGGGCUUGGCUACUCAUCCUUCCAAAGACAUCUUUAUCUCAGCUAGUAAUGAUGGAACUGCAAGAAUCUGGGACCUUUGUGACAAAAAACUUCUGAAUAAAGUGAAUCUGGGUCAUGCUGCCAGGUGUGCUGCAUACAGUCCAGAUGGUGAGAUGGUUGCCAUUGGCAUGAAGAAUGGAGAAUUCAUCAUUUUGCUUGUGAACAGCCUUAAAGUUUGGGGCAAAAAAAGAGACAGGAAAUCUGCUAUCCAGGACAUCAGAAUCAGCCCUGACAACCGAUUUUUGGCAGUGGGUUCACAGGAACAUACUGUUGAUUUUUAUGACCUCACCCAAGGCACGACUUUGAACCGGAUUGGCUACUGUAAGGACAUUCCGAGCUUUGUCAUUCAGAUGGAUUUUUCAGCAGACAGCAAAUACAUUCAGGUUUCAACUGGUGCCUAUAAACGGCAAGUCCAUGAGGUGCCACUAGGAAAGCAAGUGACAGACAUGGCACUCAUAGGAAAGAUCACCUGGGCCACUUGGACAAGCAUCCUUGGUGAUGAAGUCAUCGGCAUUUGGCCCCGAAAUGCAGAUAAAGCAGAUGUCAACUGUGCCUGUGUGACCCAUGCUGGCUUAAACAUUGUGUCUGGAGAUGACUUUGGACUAGUCAAACUCUUUGACUUCCCAUGCACUGAAAAAUUUGCCAAACACAAGCGUUACUUUGGCCAUUCGGCACAUGUCACCAACAUACGCUUCUCCCACGAUGACAAGUACGUUAUCAGCACAGGAGGGGACGAUUGCAGUGUGUUUGUUUGGCGAUGUCUUUGAAGAUGAGUUCUCUCAAGUGUUGCCCUUGCUCACCACCAUGUGAGUGCCAAACACUGGACUUUCAGAAAUGCCUCCAAGACCUCAGCAGCUGUGUUACAAACACUGCAUUGAUUUACUCGUUUGUGAAAGCUCCAUGCAGUUGGCAGCUGUUGGAAAAGCAAAAAGUCAGUGAUUAGCUUAAACAAUGUUUGGUUCAGUUUGCAUGAAGCCUUUCUUCUAAAUUAAGUAGUAGCCUAUUGUGGAAAUGAAAGCCAAACCACUUUAACUUUGAGAAUGAUGAAAAUAAUGUAUGUUUCAUAUGACUUACUCAAGUACAUAAAAACUUUAAAAUUAGCCAUUUCAAAGCGUUAUUGGCAAGUGAUCCAUCAGAGUAUGGAAAGCUUAGGGCCUUGAUUGGCUUUCUAAUAUAAGUUAUCAUUUCCUUCAAUAUUUAGAGUUUUAAAAUGAUUCCAUUUUGCCAAUUUUCUGAGAAGUGCCUUGUGAAAGCUUUUCCAAGCAGUGCAGGAUUUAACAUGGUCUCUUGCCCAUGUCUGCUUUCCGCUAACGGUGCUACAACUGAGGAGGGCUGACAAAAUCAUUUCCCCCUCUUGAUGUAUACAUUCACUCAUUCCCUUUUGUUUGUCUGGAUCAUUUAACUGAAUUCUCUCUGCUUUUUUUACCAUCAAAAGAAGCAGGCCAGGUGGGAGGGGCAGAUUGAGAAACCAUUACCUGUCAGCUUGGGGCUAUUCCGUAACACGGGAAAGGAUGGCUCCAAGAGGAGGUAGGAUGGAAGGUGAAGAACCUGCACAUGUAUUAUUCUCACCAUCUUUCCUGCCUCUCCCAUUUGCAAAACAUUCUCCUUCUGCAUUUCCUCACUGGGGCCAGUUCAGCAGUGACAACAUGCCCUGAACUUCUUCAAGGAAAAAGCAGCCUUCCUCUAGCUUAACUUCAGGAGCUGUUUCAGAAACAUUUGCUUCCCUUUCUGAGUUUAGCAGCAGAAAACCUGGCAGCCAUUCAAAGCUCUUUGGUGGCAGGGGACCUCAAAACUGUGGAAACGUGUUCAUUAUCAAAGAGAACCUAAUAGGAGUAGUGCCGAAACAGCUUGUCAGUGGCUACCAGCCGUGGUGACUGUGCAUCACCUCCACUGUCAGAGGCAGGGUGCCUGUUCAUGCCAGUUGCCUGGAGAAAGUGGCUAGGAGAGUGCUGUUGGGCGCCUGUCCUGCUUGUGGCAUCCCAUAAGCAUCCAGGUGGCCAUUGUGGAACAGAAUGCUGAAUGAGAUAGGUCUUGCUUUGAUCCCGCAGGACUUUUCUUGUGUUGUAGAUGGGCCUAGGUCCAGUUCUUGUGGCUCUAGACACCUUAGAAAACACCUGUUUCCCAUGUGCCACGGCACUGGAGGGCCUCUGUUGAAGACUGGCUGAGAGCCAAAUUGACCUCACGGGUUAGAUGACCAGAGAAGGGGAGCCUGGCCACUUCAGAAGCAAGAAUUACCAGCAGCUGCCACCACAUCCUUCACUGCAAGCAAUACUCUGCAACAGAUAGCUCCCCACAUAAGCGUGAUGGGGAGCAGGGUUCAAAGUGCAAAUGAUAUAUUUGUUCCAGGAAUAGCUUUACCUGCUGAAGAACACAAGGGUAAGCAGCUCAGUCUGGGUCCAGGCAAAAGACUUCCCCAGAAUCAAGAGAGGAGGCUUCCCCAGAAUCAACAGAAAAGGAAAUCAGUGUAGAACUGUGCAAAAGAGCUUCAGUGAACUCGAGGGACCACCAUUUGUUGAGGGCGAUUUAAUCAGUGGAAUAUAUUGAUGCCUUACACGCCUCUAGAAUUUCAGACACACGUCCCUAUGCAGUCUUACUCCCAUAUUAUUCGUAAGGGUGGUUUUCUGUAUUAGGUAAUGUAACCAUAUCAAGCUGGUAAUGUCAGGUGGUCACCUUGUAUGCCUAUGUUGUAAUGUUGGCCUUUCAUAUUGAUUGUAUCUUGACUUGUAUCUUAAACAGAAUGAUUUGCUAUAUAGUGGAAUUGUGCAAAAAUAUUUAAGAGCAAUAGUGUGUGUGUGCGAGGAAGAGAUUUGUAUUUGUAUGGUUUGAUUUUAGGUACAUUAUAUUGAGACCUGAUGUUGUAUUAUAAUGUAAAUUAAAGUGAUACUGCAUGAGUUUAUUUUUCAAAUGAUUCAGUAAAAGAUUUAUGAUUUGAAAGCAA